UCCCAGAGCAUCUUCCGGCGGGAGCCGUGCAGCUCCUUACCAUGGGGACAAUUCAUCUCUUCAGAAAACCACAAAGAUCUUUUUUUGGCAAGUUAUUACAGGAAUUUAGACUGGUAGCAGCUGACCGAAGGUCCUGGAAGAUACUGCUCUUUGGUGCAAUAAAUUUAACAUGUACUGGCUUCCUGCUUAUGUGGUGUAAUUCUACCAAUAGUAUAGCUUUAACUGCAUAUACUUACCUGACCAUUUUUGAUCUUUUUAGUUUAGUAACAUGUUUAAUCAGUUACUGGGUAAUGAUGAGGAAACCUAGCCCUGCGUAUUCAUUUGGAUUUGAAAGGUUAGAAGUCCUGGCUGUAUUUGCCUCCACAGUCUUGGCACAGUUGGGAGCUCUCUUUAUAUUAAAAGAAAGUGCAGAACGCUUUUUGGAGCAGCCCGAGAUACACACGGGAAGAUUAUUAGUUGGUACUUUUGUGGCUCUUUCUUUCAAUCUCUUCACGAUGCUUUCUAUUCGGAAUAAACCUUUUGCUUAUGUCUCUGAAGCUGCUAGUACGAGUUGGCUUCAAGAACACGUUGCGGAUCUUAGUCGAAGCUUGUGUGGAAUUAUUCCAGGACUUAGCAGUAUCUUCCUUCCCCGGAUGAAUCCAUUUGUUUUGAUUGAUCUUGCUGGAGCAUUUGCUCUUUGUAUUACAUAUAUGCUAAUUGAAAUUAAUAAUUAUUUUGCUGUAGACACUGCCUCAGCCAUAGCCAUUGCACUGAUGACAUUUGGCACUAUGUAUCCUAUGAGCGUGUACAGUGGGAAAGUAUUACUCCAGACAACACCACCUCAUGUUAUUGGUCAGUUGGACAAACUUAUCAGAGAGGUGUCUACCUUGGAUGGAGUUUUGGAAGUCCGAAAUGAGCAUUUCUGGACCCUAGGUUUUGGCUCAUUGGCUGGAUCAGUUCAUGUGAGAAUUCGACGAGAUGCAAAUGAACAAAUGGUCCUUGCUCAUGUGACCAACAGGCUGUACACACUAGUGUCUACUCUGACUGUUCAGAUUUUCAAGGAUGAUUGGAUCAGGCCUGCCUUACUGUCUGGGCCUGUUGCAGCCGGCGUCCUAAACUUUUCAGAUCAUCAUCACGUAAUCCCAAUGCCUCCAUUAAAGGGGACUGAUGAGUCAAACCCUGUCACAUCGACUCCAGCUAAACAUAGUAGUCCACCUCCAGAAUUUUCAUUUAACACCCCUGGGAAAAACGUGAGCCCAGUUAUUCUUCUAAAUACACAAACAAGACCUUAUGGUUUGGGUCUUAAUCAUGGACACACACCUUAUAGCAGCAUGCUUAAUCAAGGACAUGGAGUUCCAGGAAUUGGAGCAACCCAAGGAUUCAGGACUGGUUUUACAAAUAUACCAAGCAGAUAUGGAACUAACAAUAGAAUUGGACAACCAAGACCAUGAUGUACUGUAAUUUAAUUUAUUUUUAUGAAGAAUAUUGACUCUUUGCCUUCCAGUUUGUUUCAUAAUCCAAUUUUACAUCGACUGUUCAAUCAGUUACUCUAAGUGUUAGAGAAUAGUAGGCUUGUUCACAUUUCAUGAAACCAAUGAAACUAUAUUUUUGUAAAUGUAUUUGGGGCAGUGAGAACCUUCUAAAUGUUAUAGGCUUUAAAUAGGCUUCCUUUAGAAGGAGUGUUUAUCUAAAUUUGAAUUUUGCUAUCUUUGGUUUUGUAGUUGACUGCAGUGUGAUAUAACAUUACCUUUAUAAGAGAGCCACUUGAUGGAUUGGAUCUGUCACAUUAUCAAAAAUAUAAUACUUUCUCCAGUGAAAUUUAUAAACAUGCUUCUUGAAUACACAUUUUAGAAAAAAAAAUACAUUCUAAAAGUAAAAGUCUUUUUUACAGAUUUUCCAAACUUAAUUGCUACAUUUUUUUGUCGUCCUCCGGAAUUGUCUUGCAAAGUAAAAGCAAAAUAUUUUAUGAGAAAUUCAAGAACAUAUUCUAAUAUCAGGCAUAAUUUAAAAUUUUUAGUUAUCAGUUUUUUUUAUAGAUUUUACUAAAAAAAACUGAUACAUUUGUAAAUGGCCCAUCAUUCUCCAAGUAUUUUAUUUUGGUUGAAUAAAUGCUGAAUCCUUAGGUGAUAUGCAGUGAAGGAAUCCCAAUUUUCUGCUUUACAUGUAGUCAAACACUGACAUAAUGAUGGAUUUAUUUUUUGAUCACCUUUUUUUUUUUUAAGUUUUUUUGGGGGGUAGAUAAUUAGGUUUAUGUAUUUAUUUACUUUUUUUAAAGGAGGUAAUAAGGAUUGAACCCAGGACCUUGUGCAUACUAAGCACUUGUUCCACCACUUUGAGCUAUAACCUCCCCACUGGUCACCUUUUCAUUGGUUGACUUAUCAAUUUCUAAUUUUAUUAACAAAAUAUAUCACAUAUAUUACCAAAAUAUGUGGAAUUCCAUACAUAAUAUGUGAUUUAAUCUUUUUUCAAAGUUGCAUAAACAGUUUGUUUACAUUAUAUAAUUUUACCAAAACAUAGUAGACCUUAGCUUAUAGAAUACAGCAUUGUUAGAUCUGCCAUAGACACUUUCUAACUUACUUUGUUUUGUCUUGUUGAAAAUAGUGAAUUGUUAACUAUAAUGAAGUGUGAGAAUCAUGUAGAUUACUAUUUUAUUAUUUUCCAAAUGCAAAUGUUAAGGACUUUCUGAUAUGGCCAGUAUUACUUAUAAAAAUUAUAAUAAGCAGCAGUUACAAAUUACGUAUGAGUUUUUUCAUUUUAUCAUGAAUUUUAUAAUUAGGAUUUUAAAAAUGGAUUUUGAAAGUGGAUUCAGCUUUUAUAGAAUCCAGUACUCCUGGAGAUUGGUAACAUUGCCAGCCAUUAGCAGCUAUCUAGAGAAGAUUUUUUUUUUUUUAAGAAUUCUCAAGUUUCUUCAACUAUCCUCCUUUAAAUAUGAGCAACACUCCCACAUCCUGUUUCUUCACAGUGGAAUAGUAAACAUCUAGGAAGCCACCUCUGUCAAGCAGAAUUGUAGUCAUCCUGUGAUAGUAAGUGACCAUGUCCCGAAUAACUUUUGCUUGAUGGGGAGUUGAUUAUUGUCUUUGACAUCUGCGACCCUAUUCAGGCAUUUGACCUACUGAAGAAAUAGAGCCCACCUUACCUUGACUGCUGUGGAAAGUGAAACCUAAAAUGUGAUAAAGCAACCUUCUCCUUGUCCUUUGUCUUAGGUUCACCAACUGUUACUGUACCUAUUAUUGGUCUACUAUUACAGGGUGGUUUUUCCUCCAUUGACCUCAUCUAAAUGUGAAGUCGGUCAUGCAUGAAAUCUGAAGAACUGCCAUGUACCGAGUGGUGAUUAUAAGGUAUGUGCUGCCACCCUAUGCAUUCUUCUCCGUCCCCAGGGGAUUUUUGAAGUGCCUAGGUACUGAACACAGUUCUGUGUGAGAAUAAAUGCCUACUUACUCAGCAUCUAUUCAGAGGCAACACCUGUGCAGUUGUCCCACCUAAGGUGCUUGGGUACCCACCUACACUAUUCGGGCAGUUGUCUGUGGGUUCUGAAAGUGUUGGCUCUGCUUGCUGAACAGUAAUGCCAGCUGCCACAGGUGACAUUUUAUCAGGCAUUAGUAUGUAGAGAAGCCAUAUUUCCCAAGCUAUGGCCAAAUUCUGUGUAUGGAACACGACAAACUUGGUCAGCAUAGGGCAAGAGGCAGUAGCUUCUGCCAUGGUUUGUGAUUGAGUGGCUUGUGAUUGAGCAGGCUCUGUGGAGUGUGGUCAGUCCUGUUUGAGAAAUCACUGUAUUGUAAUGGAAGAAACACUGGACUGGAAGACAAGAGAUUUCAGUUACAAUCCUGAUACUGCCCCUGUGUAAGUAGUUUUAUAACCAUAGGAAAGUCAUUUGACUUCUUGGAGCUUUCUCAUCUAUAAGGUUUAGGUAGGGAAUGAAGUUUAAUCUGUAAACUGUUAGCUCUAAAAUUGUGUAACUAAACCUGGAGAAUAUAUGUCCACUUGCGAAAACAGAAUAUUGUGCCCAGAAUUUUUCAGUGACUACCUCAACACAUAGGACAAGUGUUACUCAAGCCAUUAAUUUGAGGUGCCAUGAUAACAGAAGGUAAACUACAGGCUCACACCAUUUUGGUUUUUGUUUAUUUCAGAGUUGCCUCAGCUUAAAUCUGUUUAGAUUAAACAGAUUUUUCUUAGACUUCUUUGUGGGGAAGGAUUAUUUUUGGAGGUGUUGGAGAAAAGAUUAGGAGAGCAUACCCCUAAUUUCCAUAGGGUACAAACGAAUGUGAUCCAUUUUUUUCUUUCUUCCUUAAUGUCUAAAGUGACAGAAUUACAUACACAUAUCAGCAACUGGAGAGGAGCUGAAUUUCAAACCUCUGAUUAACUGCCCAUAAACUGCCAAUUUUUUUUUUGCUUGACU
Messenger RNA from Vicugna pacos (alpaca), 4375 nucleotides. It is a transcript of the gene SLC30A6, whose product is annotated as solute carrier family 30 member 6. Gene Ontology annotation, biological process: transmembrane transport; zinc ion transport. Lineage: Eukaryota; Metazoa; Chordata; Mammalia; Artiodactyla; Camelidae. Gene Ontology annotation, cellular component: Golgi apparatus; membrane. The record is from RefSeq and is a predicted model, not a curated record. Gene Ontology annotation, molecular function: monoatomic cation transmembrane transporter activity.